Ostrea edulis (European flat oyster) is the source of this 3838-nucleotide messenger RNA. RefSeq lists its product as uncharacterized. Gene Ontology annotation, biological process: regulation of apoptotic process. The transcript has 3 exons. Bases 2165 to 3748 code for a protein of 527 amino acids. The record is from RefSeq and is a predicted model, not a curated record. NCBI's taxonomy places the organism in Eukaryota, Metazoa, Mollusca, Bivalvia, Ostreida, Ostreidae.
UAGUGCAAAUUCAAGUUUGUUCAAAUCAUGGGCCCCGGGGGGUAGGAUGGGGCCACAAGGGGGAUCAACGUUUUGCAUACAAAUAUAUAGGGAAAGUCUUUAAAAAAUUUCUUCUCAAGAACCACUGCCAGAAAAGCUGAGUUUUACAUGAAAGCUUCCUGACAUAAUGCAGAUUCAAGUUUGUUCAAAUUAUGGCCCCUGGGGGUAGGAUGGAGCCACAAGGAGGGAUCAAAGUUUUACAUACAAAUUAAGGGAAAAUCUUCUCCUCAAGAACCAUAGGGCCAAAGAAGUUGACAUUUACAUGAAAGCUUUCUGACAUAGUGUAGAUUUAAGUUUUGCAAACAUCAUGGCCUCCAGGGGUAGGUUGGGGCCAUAAUAGGGACUAAGGUCAUCUUCUGUUCUUGGUUUGCAUAAACGACCUACCUAUUGCACAACAUUAGAUGCUAAAAUGUUUGCAGACGACUGCCUUGUCUACAAAGAGAUCAAGAAUAAUACUGACGGAGCCAAACUCCAAGAUGAUAUAACAUCCCUUGAGGCAUGGGAACAAAAAUGGCAAAUGUGCUUCCACCCAGAAAAGUGUACCGUCAUCAGAGUAACCAAUAAACGUCAGCCCCUGCAAACACAGUGUCAUCUCCAUAGAAGUUGUGGGUAGCGGGAGGUACCUGGGCGUGAUCACCAUCAGCGAAGACCUACGAUGGACAAGGCAUAUUUCUAACACCAUCGGAAAAGCAACAAGAACAUUGGCCUUUCGUAGAAGGAACUUAGGACGUUGCAAAACAUCAGUCAAAGCAACAACCUACUGCACUCUGAUCAGACCGUCGAUCGAGUAUGCAUCAAAUAUAUUUGACCCACAUCAAUCUGUCGUGGAAAAAAAGGAAAUUGAACAAGUACAGCGAAGAGCAGCCCGCUUUGUCUUCAACUAAUACACAUAUACCACACCCAGAUGCGUUACCUCUCUUCUUGACCAACUAGAUUGGGAUUCUCUACAGGACAGAAGAACUCAACAUCGACUCGUAAUGCGUUAUAAAAUCUAGAACAUUCUUUUGGACAACCCAGAUUCUUAUCAUACCCCAGGAUAUAACAGAACAUGAGGGACAUAGAUAUAGACAACCUAGAACCACCAAGGAAAUUUUUAACAACUUCUUCCCUCGAUCGAUCAGAGAGGGAACCACUUACCGGAGACAAUGACUACCGGAGACAAUGACUGCAGCAUUAACAUUGGAAGCAUUCAGGGCCAGUUUAGCUUCGUGCCCUGCUUCCAACUACUGCACCACUGAACUACAGCUCGUCUUAUUCAAAAUUAUAUAUUAUAUGUAAAUAUGUUCAGUUUUAUCCCAACCGGCUAUAAAGCCUUCUGUUUUUGUCCGAGCUGGAUUUUACCCAACACUCAAUCAUGAGUUCAACUCCGUAGUGGGAGAAGUAUAGCAUGCUUAAUCUUAUGUUAUACGAAAUAAACGACUAAUUUACUAGAAAUAUUAAAAUAUCAUGAAGGAACCAAAAUGGUUAAAAGCAUUUGCAUAUUGAAUUUUAAUUGUAUCUUUAUUUGAAUUCACAUACUAUUAUGCAACAUCGGUCUUUUAGCAUUAAACUGGUCCCCAUCCCACAAUGCUGUUCACGGAAUCUCUUCAUUGAACGAGUCCGAAUAUCGUAGUAAUUAACACACUUUCACCACUGCGACCCGUGUCCAAUCCUUAGUAUCGGCGGUGGUUGUAUGUGAGAGGGUAUUGUGGUCGCCCACUCGGACAUGUGGGCUUCCUCUAGUUCCUCCCACGUCCAUGACCCCAUGCCGACGAGAAUUUUUGUUUUUACAUGGUGCGCGAGCGGAAUCAUGCGAUCAGACCAUUUUGUGUGCUUAUGACGAAUAAGCGGUAUGCACGUUUAUGUACAUUUAUAUAUUACUAGAUAUAACAGAUAUGUAUGAUAUUUAUUUCCACCUUGAUUAAAUACACACGGUUUAUAUUUACUAAUAUUUUGACUUCUGGGGGUCGUUAAGAAGUUAUAUUUAAAUUGAGAUAGUUGAUCUAUAAACAAUGCAUUGGGGAUUCCACUGAGGUGUAUCAAACUUGACUGUGACGUUUCAUUAUCUACUGAUCUUGUCUUCGAAAGUUACAUCAGAUCUAUUAAAAUGCACAAAAACCUGAUAUAGCCAUACUAUAGGAAAGAGAUGGAUUCUUGUCGCAACUGCAACGAGAAAAUGACAGACGUUUUGAGGACAAUGAAAAAUAUGGAAUCGGUUUUAAACGAUGUGAACACUAUGGUUGGUGUAUUGGUACAAAAUACACUUCAACAAACAUACCCUUUGGGAGACGUUACAAGUGCUCCUGGUAAGAAACGACGUACGUGUAGAUCUUCACAUCGCUUUCCAGAGAGUUCAGUUAAAGAAAAUGUUCACAAAGAGGUGUUGCAAGAGAAGUACCAACAAAUUGUCAACAGACUUGAUUUUUCAAAAGAUGACAUACUAGAUAAACUUGUUGAAGGUGAAGCCAUUUCACAGUCAGACCAUGAAACCAUCCUGAAACUAAGCAGUAAAAGAAAAGACCAAAACCGAUUUAUCAUUUCCCGUUUUCGGCGAUACGGGACAGACAACUUUGAAAAAUUUUUGGAGUCUUUAAGAGAUGAAUACCCAGACUUAAUGAGUGAAAUCAGUUUAUCUUAUGAGGAAAAAAUGAAUGCAUCUACAAAGAGAAGGUGUGCAUACUGCAUGAUCAUACAGACUGUUGAUAUUUCAGACGUCUUGGAUGCACUUUUUGAAAAUAAGUUAAUCGAUGAUGGAAUCGUAGAGCAGAAAAUCAAUGGGACGUCCGCGGCUUCUUUGUGGAUGCAGGUUUUUGUUCAACUGAGAUCCGCGCCAUCGACACAAGAAUGCAAAGACAUUCUUGUCGACACUUUGCAUUAUAAAUACAGAGAUAUAGCAGAAGCAGUAAAAGUCAGUCAUUUUCAUCAACUUUUUUCGUGUUCUUGCAAGUUAGUUUGUCGAAAAAGAAUGUCGAUUGCUGGAGGUUUUCAAACUGACGGAUCUGGCAGUUUGUCUGAUGUAAGUUCAGCCAGUACCAUUAACGAGCAAUCUAGAUCACACCGGUCACGUCCUUCACCAGAAAAAAUACCAGGUACCGAGAUAAUCAGCACUCCUGGCAACAAUAGUGUAAUUACAGAAAAGUCCGUUAAUGCGUCUCGAUCUAAUGACAAAGAAAUCGAUGUUUAUUUUAGUACAUCGGGAACUGGUCUGCUGGACUAUGAAGAGGAUAAUAUUCCAAGCACUGUCAAAAGGGACGGGACACGAAGGCAUACGGUAGAAAUUUCUGAGAACCUUUCCAAAUUCCAUGUUGUAGAAAAUCUAGUGGAACAUAAAAACACAUGGCCAAAAAACAAAUCAAAAGCGAAAUAUAAUCCAGAAUUUGAAGUACUGAAAAGAAAGCUGAAAUCUGUAAUUCUGCCGACACUGCAGGGUGAUACUCAAAAGUCAAUCAAACCACGCACCUUUCCUUUAAAAGGAACAUAUACUGGAAUUAAUUCAGAGCGAUACCAACAGUCAGCUAAUACAGCUAAGGAUGUGUUGAUGGAUAAGGAAAGGGUAGCCAAAGUUUCAAAGGGUUCACACACUGAUGCUGUUACUUAUUGCCAAAUGUCUAAUGAACCGCAAUUUGGAGGUUACAAAGAAAGCUCCUUUGAGAAUGCUCAACAGGAAAGUGUGUCAAAACUGUCCAUGCAAAGGAGAAAAAGAGAAUCACCAAGGUUUAAAACAACAUAAAUUGUACUGAAUCAGUGUAGACUGGGAAAUACCAUAUAAAUAUACGUGUAUAUGUCUCCAAUCUUCAUAAACAACUAUGUCGGUUUUCAA